Messenger RNA from Penicillium verhagenii, 639 nucleotides. RefSeq lists its product as uncharacterized. The record is from RefSeq and is a predicted model, not a curated record. NCBI's taxonomy places the organism in Eukaryota, Fungi, Ascomycota, Eurotiomycetes, Eurotiales, Aspergillaceae. Bases 1 to 639 code for a protein of 212 amino acids. The transcript has 2 exons.
AUGACUGACGUUGCUGCUCACGCCGCUGCUCUCGCCGGCUUCUUGAAGCCCUCGACCUUCGAUUGGGCGGAUGAGUCCGAGGAACUCGAGUCGCCAACCUUUUCCCCUCCCAUUAUCACCGAAGACGCGUUCGACCUCAAUGACCCAUGCUUCUGGGAGCUGCAGGACCUCGAUUCGGAUGAGGACAUUGAGGGAGAGCUCGCUAGCACCCAGUCCUACGACUCCGAUAAAUCUUCGUCUCCCACUCCACCUCCAUCUCCUCCUCGUCUUCCUUCGCCUGUUUUCCUCCCUCAAAUCUCCCUCUUAAGUGCAAGUCUCCGGUCUCAAGAUGCCUUCAAUUGGUCUGAUACUACAGAGAAUGAAACUGACGAGUCAAUGAAGUCCAACAACAUUAUCUGCACGUCGUCCAGCUAUAUGGACGAAUCAACCAAUUUCUUUGAUGGUUACGAUGCUAGCCAACUGAGUACUGAUGUGCAAAGCGUCCCAGCAUCAUCCCCGCAGCAUUUCCUUCGAUCGUCUCGCUACAUGAGCGAAGAGUUUGAAGGUUAUGAGGGUCUUGACGAGAGCUCCGACGAGAGCCGACUCAAUAAUUUGAAGGUUAUGAGGAUUUCAACCAGAGCUACGAUGAGAGCCGACUGA